AGGAUAGCACAGCGACGGCGAGCAGCUUUUUGUUUACAUUCAACAUAAUGGCUACUGAAGCCGUGCUUCAGGUGCUCGGCGACCCGCAGAAGGUGGCGGUAACGCACAACAUAAAGCUAUUUGUCAACCGCCCAAACGUCAGAAGUUGAAGAAGAAAGAGGAAGAAAAGGGAAGAAGAAGAAGAAGAAGAAACGCUGCCCGCGCUAUUUAAGCAUGGACAGGGUUUCGAUCACACAUGUCACUAUGUUGAUAAGCCCAGAUCAGGAGGCCCUGAUUGGCCGGGUGUUUGAAACCUAUCUGACAGAGUAUCAUCAUGGGGACAUUCUCCAUCUUAUUGAAGAUACUACUGAAGAGACCCAUCGCCCUGUUGUUGUUAAUGCCAUGACUUUGUUUGAAGCCAACAUGGAGGUUGGGGACUAUUUCAAUGCCUAUCCCAAUGAUGUCCUGGCUAUAUUUGAUAAAGUGUUACACAGAAAAGGCCUGGAGUUAUCAGAGAGUGCCUCUCCCAAGCACUAUGGAAGACAAAGAACAAAAGAGAGAAUGAGACUCACUCUUCAUGUCCGCAUUACAGGUCUGCCAGUAUGUCCAGAGCUGACCAGAGACACCAUUCCCAGGUCCAGAGAUGUAGGACACUUUCUGUCUGUCACUGGUACUGUCAUACGAACCAGUGUUGCCAAGGUUCUGGAAUACGAGCGUGAUUACAUGUGCACAAAGUGUCGUCACAUUUUCACCGUGCAGGCUGAUUUUGACCAGUUCUAUACCUUUGUCCCACCGGUGGCCUGUCCUAAUCCUGAUGGUUGCAAUUCGUACAAAUUCAGCUGUUUGUCUGGAGGAUCUGAGCCUGCUACCUGCAGGGACUUCCAGGAGAUCAAGAUACAAGAGCAAGUGCAGAGGCUGUCAGUGGGCAGUAUUCCUCGUUCAAUGGUGGUGGUUCUGGAGGAUGACCUUGUUGACAGUUGUAAAUCUGGAGAUGAUGUGACUGUUUAUGGGGUGAUGUGUCAGCGCUGGAAGCCCUUUUAUGAUGGCACUCGCUGUGAUACGGAGCUGGUCCUCAAAGCUAACAACAUAGAAGUGAACAACCAGCAGGCUGCUGCCUCUUUUCUUAUGAACGAUGUUCAGAAAGAGUUCAACGACUUCUGGAUGAGCUACAAACAUGAUCCAAUAGCUGGUAGGAACCAGAUCUUGUUGAGCCUGUGCCCACAGGUAUUUGGCAUGUAUGUGAUUAAACUGGCGGUGGCCAUGGUGUUGGCUGGCGGGGUGCAAAGGAUAGAUUCUUCUGGGACCAAGAUCAGGGGUAUCUCUCUCAUUUCUUAUUUGUUUUAAAUUAAGCAACUGAUACCGCUCUCAAUUUCUACGAUUUCCAAGCCAUAGAAUUACAUAUUUAUUAUGCAAUAUAUUGUCACGGCACAGGUAGUACUGGUCAAAUAAUUUGUUUUAGGUCCAUGGGAUUUAAUUAACACAGGCCAGCUACAAACAGGCCACAAUAUACCUGAAUGCCUUUGUUACUUUAACAAGAAAAGACUGCAGGCCUACCUGAAAUGCCCGUGAGCUCUGCUAGCUUUCCGCCACCGCUCCACUCAGUCCCCACAGUGCUUGAUUUUGAUGUUUGAAAUUGAAAAGCUCAUUUUGAUCGAAUUUAGAAUUUGAAAUCGGGACACCCCUACAACCAAUCAGAAAAAAAUGACAACCUGUGGCCGUGACAAUAUGGAAACUGUGAAAUGUUUGCUGUAUGUUGGUUUGUGUCAUUGGAAAUACUGGCUCUCUGUGGAAUGCAGUGUCUCACUGUGGAGUUAAAGGAUUUUCAACCUGAACUAUUUUCCUAUGUUUUUGUGUGUAAGUGACCG
Messenger RNA from Perca flavescens (yellow perch), 1844 nucleotides. RefSeq names its product minichromosome maintenance 9 homologous recombination repair factor (gene mcm9). Gene Ontology annotation, biological process: double-strand break repair via homologous recombination. The record is from RefSeq and is a predicted model, not a curated record. Gene Ontology annotation, molecular function: single-stranded DNA helicase activity; ATP binding; single-stranded DNA binding. The coding region runs from base 214 to 1323 and encodes 369 amino acids. The transcript is spliced from 9 exons. Gene Ontology annotation, cellular component: MCM complex; nucleus. Lineage: Eukaryota; Metazoa; Chordata; Actinopteri; Perciformes; Percidae.